AAAGGUCGUUACUACUUAUGGACCAGCCUAACAAAUCUGUCUGGCGCCCCUCAUGCUCUCCCACGGUUGCAAGAAAUUGAUAAGGCUCAAAGGCAUUUUAUCUAGCUAGGUCUGUCAAAGGAGCCACCUUUUCACCUCGGCGAAAAAGGUCUAUCGUUUUGCAAACGGCUGCAAUUGAUCAAACACGUCCAACGACAAUGCAGGCUGCGCAUUUACCUCCAGAAAUAUGGCUACAUAUCUUUCGUUGGGCAACAUCUCCACUGACUUCUGGGUCUUUCGCUCUCACAUAUGAGCCAUUUCAGAUAGGCUCAGAGGAUGUUCUCAAAGCCACCCUGCAAGUGAGGUAUGCCAUCGUGCGCGUCUGUUGGCUUUGGCGAGCACUUGCGAUGGAUUUGCUAUAUGAAGAUGUGAGGGUUAGGCAUGGUAUGCAGGCACUUGUCAGUGCUCUUAGGGGCGAUGAAUAUUUGGCAGAGGGGAACGGACGAUGGGUUCGACGACUCGAGUUACCGUAUGCGCACACAAACACCGCUACCAGCGAUAGCUCUGUCACCGCUCUUAAUAUCCUCAAACACUGUCCAAGUCUGGAAGUCUUAACCAGGCCUUUCCCUUCAGAAUCAGCAGAUAAUAUGCGGUUUGAAUUCAGCGCAGGACACGUCGUUUUGACGUCAUUGAAACGCUUGGAAUGGUGGCAUCAUAAUGGAGCUACCCGCUCAGGUGGAAUCAAUUCGCUCUACGAUGUCCUAAAGAAUGCUCCCAACUUACAAUACCUCGCCGUCGGUGGAUCAGUGUUACCGAGAUUCAUCUCCGUGGCCCCUUUGUGUCUGACAGCAUUAUCAACACUUCGUCUACGGAAAAUGAACCAUCUAUUUAUUCGCCAAUUAUGCCGUUGGGACUUGCCAUCUCUCGAGCAUGUCAUCGUCGAUGUACCUGAAACGUGGAAUAGAGCAUUGGAGGGCUUUUGGGAGACCUUUGGUGAUCGCCUUCGCACUGUCGAACUUGGCCAAAGUGUCGCAUUUUGUGUGAGUGAUCAAGUCACACUCGUUCUACAGGGCUGUCCGAGGUUAAAAGAGCUGAACUAUUACGUGUUUUUUACUUCGCCUGUUCGCUCUACUUUUGUUCACUCCUCCAUCUCUUGUGUAAGGCUACAUGCUCAUCCCAACCUUAUCCUGCUUCAUGAUGGGUGGGACUUC
Messenger RNA from Serpula lacrymans var. lacrymans S7.9, 1190 nucleotides. RefSeq lists its product as uncharacterized. Lineage: Eukaryota; Fungi; Basidiomycota; Agaricomycetes; Boletales; Serpulaceae. The annotation marks the transcript as partial. The transcript has a single exon. The record is from RefSeq and is a predicted model, not a curated record.